AGCCAAUGUCUCACUACAUAUGCAUUGCAUUUAACAGUAAUUGACAUUUAAAUCAAUCAAUUGUUUGGUAAUAGUGUUGACAAACCAGACAUCGGGUGCCGAAGAAGUGUUGUCCGACAUGUCUGUGAAGGGGUCCCUCACCAAAGAGCUGAGCGAGAGUGUUUCGGCACUUCUGGGCCAUAGCGUGAAGAUAUCGCUGAAAUGUUUGGUCAAAAUGGAGAUCAAAGCCGAUAAGACAGAGAACAAGAUCUUGGCGUUCAGUGCCUGUCGUCUCUUUAUCCUCACACCCAAAGUGUCCACAAAAAUAGAGCAAACAUUUCAUUACUUAGACAUUAAUUCAAUUGAAAGCAAACGCAAAAAUCAGCUGACGAUUGGCAUCACUUCCGAGAACAAGUCAUACACUUUUUAUUCUGUGGAUCCAAACAAUGGCGAGGAAAUCAAUCUAAUGAUUAUACAGUUGGGAACCGCUCUCAAGACUAUAUUCCCACACAUUUCUCUCGACUCAUUCAUCCGUAAGCUUGAAGUGGAGCCAAACACUCGGAUUCAGUCAAUGAUUGAAUACAACCAAAGUGUUGAACAGAGGGCUAAUCUUAAUACUAUUGAGAACCCGUGCGGAGGCUUUUCCACUCAAUACGCGUGUCUUUGCGACUAUUUUGGUGGUGUGUAUCGCGAGGAAGUGGUUUGGGAUGUGGACACCAUCUACUCGACGCACAAUAACCAGGAGUUCUCGCUUCUGGACUUUGAGCACUUAGAGGCCAAGGAUUUCAUUGCAAUUAUAGCCGCGCUUUCAUAUAACGGAUGGUUCACUAGAUUCAGAGCCAGUAAUAUAAAAGUGUUUUCCGGUCAUGUGAUGCCAGAAGUGGCGGAACAGAUAUAUAAUCUCGUCAAGAGGUCCACCGUUUUAGAGGAUUUAUAUUUAGAUAACACCGGACUUAAGAACGAUUCCGUAAACAAAUUAUUUUUAGCCAUUUUGACGAACAGUCAAACUGCCAUUCAUUUCAUCGAUUUGUCCAAUAAUUUAAUCGAAGACAAAGGCCUCAAGUCUUUGACAGGAUUUGUCGCCAAAUCAUUUCAGGGGAAUAGCAAUAGUGACGACUCAUCACUCAAUAGCCUCGCAAUCAAACUAAACAAAGGCUUAACUCAUUUGAAUUUAAGCCAUACGUCCAUUACAUGUAAAGGUGUCUCUGAACUCUCGGAUUCGCUCUCUAUUAACAAUUCGAUUUCUUCGUCUCUAACUUAUCUCAAUCUCAGCGAUAAUGUCCUUAAAGACGACGUUAACAAAUUAUACAACUUGUUAGCGAAACCCAAUAAUAUAACUCAUUUGGAUCUAUCAAACACCGAAUGCUCAUUAGAGACAGCGUUCGGUGCAUUCCUCAGGGGUUGCACUCAAAAGUUGGUUCACUUAAACCUUUCGCGCAAUCAGUUUAGUAGCAAAAAGAGUCAUAAAGAGGUGAACCCUCCGCCGUCUUUCAAGGCAUUCUUCUCAUCGACUGUUGCGUUGAAAACAUUGAAUUUGUCGGGCAAUCGAUUACCGGCGGAAGCGUUAAAAGCGAUGCUUUUAGGGUUUGCGUGCAAUGAGAUCGCGACCGACGUUCGCAUUAAUCUCAGUUCAAAUGAGUUGAAAUCAAACGGAGCCACUGUUUUGGAGUUUGCUUUGGGAGGCAUCCGAUGUAUCAGUGGAUUGGACUUAAGUGACAACGGAUUUGAUGUCGACGUGACAAAUGUCAUCAAUUCUAUCGGCAAAAAUAAAUCCAUUAAAUACUUAUCUAUUGGAAAGAAUUUCACUUAUAUUAAGCCUAAACAUAUGCCUCGAGUUCUUGAAUCUCUGGUUCACCUUUUACAAGAUGAAGACUCGGUAUUGGAAUCGCUUUCAUUAGUUGAUUCCAAACUUCGAGGCGAUACUUGCCUUGUUAUCAAUGCUUUGGGUUCUAACCAAUCAUUAGUUAACAUCGAUGUCACAGGAAAUCUGAUGGGACUGUCGGGCGCCAGAACUCUAGCCAAAGCACUUCAAGUGAAUUCCAAAUUAGAGACAAUAUAUUUGGAUCGAAAUAUGAUUCCAACGAUGGGUUUUGUGGACAUUGCGUACUCACUGGAGAGGAAUUACACAUUGAAGUACAUGCCGGUGCCCGUACAGGACGUGCAGACAGCGAUGGUCAAAAUGGCUGAACGCACCGAAUCGGCGGUCACUAAAAUUCAAGAACUCUUGCGACGAAAUCAUUUGCCGCAGACUAUGUUGAAGAACAGUCGUCUUCACAGCCAUCACAUGCAAAUCGAUCCCAAUGUCCUUCAAAUGGUUGACAAAUUAGCUGUUCAUUUAAGUGAUGUCUUAAAUAAUAGUACAACAAAUGAGACUAAAAAGUCUUCGGAAUCGUUUGAAUUGAGUGCCAAAGACGAAGAGAUACUGAGGGCUGAGAGCUAUUUAAGGGACGCCUCGAAUGCCAAACAUUUGUUGACACAUUUGAAUCACAAACUCAUAUAUCCCGAGAACAGUGAAAGUGGUCGCCGUUUGUCUACAUUAUCUAUCUGUAAACCAAUUGAAACAAAACUGAUUGAAACGUCUCUUGAAUUGAAGAAGACAUUUGAAUCACACAUCAAUGGUGUGAUUGCAUCGAUGAUUGAAGCAAUACAAGAACAGUGUCCGCAUGUCAUCUCUGACAGCGAUCGGCUUCAGACAGAAUUGCACCGCAUUUUCAAUAAUACGAAAAACUCUCCAUUACUUCCUUCGUUGAAUUUUUUUCAGACCUGUUUGUCAGACAGUGUCGGCGCUCUUCUCACCACCAAAAUUGAUGAAAUUCUUCAGGGAAUCGCGGCUCAGAUUUGUGAUAAAGUAUUGAUAGAAGUGAGUGAAUGUCUCUCAUCAAGUCAUAGAGCGCUCACCGGACAGGAGACCAAACAAUCUCUCAGUCAAAGAAGUUCAACGCCUGAUGUUUUGCGGAGCAGGACAUGGAUUGAAGGCAAUUGUUCUCGAGAGUCAUCCACUGAAGGAAAUUUGUCCAUUGAUGGACACGUUGACGACGAAUCCACUGUCGCGACGCCUAAACAAUCGACACAAAAGAGACAAAGUCUUUACGUUCGACGACUUAGACCUCAAUCAGUUUUGGAUGGCUUGACAUCUAAUGAUAUUCCAGAUCUAUUACCAAAGAAGUCUGACAGUUCUAACAGUGGUUUGAAUUCAAUUGAUUCCAGUCUUUUGACUUCUGCCAGUUCUGACAAAUUGUCACAUUUGGCUAAAUCUCGACCAAAAAGACCUAAAACUCGAGCACCGACUCGAACUCCAAACUUACCAAAUGCUAAACCGGAUGUUAAGGAUAGGACAUCAGUGAACGAAAUGAGUGAUAGAGUAGAGAAAUUAGACGAAGGUUUGGAAACAUUCUUCAAGAAGCCUCAGGACUCUUCAUUAAGGCCUCAAAUCCAGCCCAGAGUCGGUCUCUUCAAAAAGUUUGGAGUGAAAUCCGAUUUCUCACACAUGAAGACCACUGCCAACGAUAACUCUAAAAAGGAUGACGAGACGAGUGUGAGCACAGGUGUGAGCACAGGUCCGGUGCAGUCAUCUCUACUCUCAUCGCGUAUGGAUGAAGUGACGCGUUCGCGCUCUUCACCCAAUUUAGGCAAUAAGAGGACCUCUCAGGUGAUUCCCAUUCCACGAAACACAUCCCCCGGCGCUGAAGAAAUCGCUAAUAUAUUGGAGUCAAGCGAAAGAAUGACGAGUCCGUUGCCCACCGAACGCACCGACUUAUUGGCUGAGAUGAGGGCCAAACAGGGCCGCCGGUCAUUAGCACAGACACCGACCACACCUCCUAUUAUCUCGAUUGCGGCCACUAUUGACUCGAAUCCAUUGAUUAAUAACUCGAAUCCAUUACAAGGCGUCAAAUUAAGGGCAACAGUGUUUGGAGACAUUUUGAAAUCUCCAAACAAAAGCCAAAGCCCUGCCAACGAAGACAUAGGGCUUAGCACUUCACUAACGGACUCAAACCGGUCAUCACUUCCGCGACAAUCGAAUCCACCGCCACUGAAACAAAGGCCAAAAUCAGUGGUCGGACUGAUUGGCGCCAAAUUUGAAUUAUCCUCCAAUAGUAAGGAAGAACUAAUUGAUUCAGAAGUGGGUCCCAAACAAAGCGAAUCAAAUAAAAGUGACAAAAUUGGAGCUAAAAAGUCGUCGAUAUUUUCCAAGUCUCGCUCCAACUCUUCCUCUUCCAACUCUUCGCUACAAAAAUAA
Molecule: messenger RNA, 4216 nt
Organism: Medioppia subpectinata
Lineage: Eukaryota; Metazoa; Arthropoda; Arachnida; Sarcoptiformes; Oppiidae
Source: the annotation of a GenBank genome assembly